This is a messenger RNA of Wasmannia auropunctata (little fire ant), 3111 nucleotides long. RefSeq lists its product as uncharacterized. The record is from RefSeq and is a predicted model, not a curated record. Gene Ontology annotation, molecular function: beta-catenin binding; actin filament binding. The transcript has 13 exons. Lineage: Eukaryota; Metazoa; Arthropoda; Insecta; Hymenoptera; Formicidae. Gene Ontology annotation, cellular component: catenin complex; cytoplasm; membrane. Bases 297 to 2879 code for a protein of 860 amino acids. Gene Ontology annotation, biological process: cellularization; cell migration; cell-cell adhesion.
UGAGGUUAGGUUAGGAAAAAUUAGGGUUAGGUUACCGAAGCCAGAGGAGGCUCCUCUCCUCCUGGUUGAAGCACUUGACGCUAAUCCACAGGUGCAGAAAGCGCAGUGCAAAUAGUGCAAGAAACACGAGGGGGGGGGGGACGGACGUGUGACAUUAGCGCCAGAUGUUGGUUGCCAUGUCUGGUUUGUUACUGAAUUCACUUUAUUUACAUUCCGCCGUUGAGAGACGUGUGAAUUUUGAAGUUUCUCAAUGAGAGAGCCGUGGAGGGUCGAAGUGAUAAGAAAAAUCUAAUACGAUGGAAACGUUGAAAACGAGGCGAACGAGGAAGCUGCUGGAGCUGCUGCGGCAGCAGAUAAACAAGUUGCAUCCGCUGCUGACCGCCGCUUCCGUCGAUCCGUCGGAGGUCCUGGCUGUGAAAUCGAUGCUGCACGAGCAGCUGCAUUCUUUAACUCAGAGAUUCAACAAUUUGAGCGAAGAUAAUUGCGAUUACGAGGAGGCUGCAAGUGUGAAAUAUGCCGAUGCGGCGACAAAUUCGAAGUGUACUUCUCAGUUGAAGAAUGUCGACGAGCUCAUCAAGGAUAUUAAAUGCGACAGUAUCGACAGCAGUGCAGCCAGACGCAAGACAGAAUCACUGCUCGAUAAUUUCGCGUUGGUUUUGCGAGCGUUGGAAGAUUUAGAGUGCUUGCCGUUGAAGCAGAGACUACAGGACUGCUUGGACUAUGUUAAAGAAAUGAGCACAGCGAACGAGAUUGAGGAUCUCCAAAAUAUAAAGGAACUGGGCACCUCGAUACUAGAGAUACUCGAACCACUGCAGAAUUACAGAAAAAGUUUGACGUCUGCUUUCCUGUCGCAAAACUUGGCUUUAUACACCUCUCAACUGUGCACAUCGUUCGAGAUGCUAGUGCAAGUGGCUCAGGAGCAGCAUCAGUUAAACGCACCAAUUUAUGCUUGCAAGAAGUACGUUUGCGAAAGAAUAUGCAUUUGCUGUGAGAUGAUAUUGGACUUGCUGACGGGUUCCAACCCGUCGCCGAAAGAGGAAUCCUGCGAGAGGGAGAAUCAUUUUGUUUAUAGGAUGGAUCUGGCAUUAGACAUUAUAUUGGAAAUACCGAGCAAGACGCACGAGGAGCAAGUGUCGGAGUGCGCGGAACUGUGGUUGAGACUGGAGGACGUCUUCUCUCACGCUAUGGCAAUCACCCAGGUGUGUCAGCCGUAUAAUUUUAAGGCCAUAACCGGUUCGUGCCAGUCCAUAGUGCUGGAGUAUGAGAAGCUGAAACAGCAAUUGCUUUCGGAAACCCCAGAUUCGGCGUUGAAUAAUCUGUUCACGCACACCUUGACCGACGCGCUUUAUCGUUUGGAACGUAAAGUUAACAUCGCGGUGCUAACGCUCGCGAUGGAGGUGUUCAGCAAUCCUUACGCGGCUUUGAAGAAGCUCGUUAUGACAUGCGGCAAUUCGUUAAGCGCGAAAAGACGAUCGAAGAGUGAUCUAAACGAUCUCAUAGAAGACUUCGAUCAACUCUUCGAUCAAACUGUGCAAAUUGGAAUCUUUGCGAUCGCCUGUUGCAAGGACAAAAACCGCAAUAACAAAAUUCGCAAUUGUCUGGCGGGAUUCGAAUCCUUGGAAACUGAAUUAAUUUCCGCUAUCACCUCCUUCUACCUGCAUCCAGAUAAUAAGGAAAUGCGUUCGAGCGUCAAGCUGUUGACGAUGCAGUGGCAGCUAGAAAUGAAUAAAUUUCAGAAUGCCGUAAAUCUCAUUAUAAACUCGGCUGCCUUCUGUCAAGUAGUUAUGGAUAGUCUUCAGGAACGUAUAACGACAAUCUCGGAUUGCCUGGACAACAGAGAGCCAGUGACGCAGCUGCAAGUGCAGGGCAUCGUUCAACGUGCUUCGGCUUUGUCUAGUCAAGUCACAGCGAUCGUAAACGACAUUGGCACCGAAAACAUCGAUCGGCAAACGAUAAUGAUGACGAGAGAAUUGAAAGCGGCUAUAUUUGAAGCUAACGCAGCUGCCAAAACCCUUCUGGUGGAAAACGCAACGGAGCCUCAACAGUUGCGGGUGAUAAAACGGUGUGAAUUAAUAUUAAAUGUCGUUCAAAGAUUGCAGCCCGCCUUGUCUACAAUUAUAAACAAUACGACACAUGAGAAAUCUGUGAGAAUUCAAGGGGAUUCCAGUCACGGUAGCGUGUCGAGUGCCAUGAAUUUUCCAGCUACAAUUUACGGUUUGCCGCGCGACGAAAAUAGUUUAGUUUACAUUAGAACACCCUACACAGUAAAAACGCAUAAACCGCAGGUGUCCAUUCAACCGGCGAACAGUACAGUGCAGAAACCGUCGGAUCUGUCGUAUUUGAUACCUUACAUAAAGAAUGGCCGCGCAUUGCGCAGCGAGCAUUCCGUCAUGUACAACACACCGCGUAAGAGCAAGAACGUGACAGAGGCGUGUGUUAAAAACGAGAUGUCCCUUAGGAAUCUGUCUAGCAUCAGACAACAUCUUUUUAGCAGAGAUAGCUUCAGCGUUCACCUCGACUUUGACAUAGCUGAGGAGACCAUGGAUUUAACAGCUGCUUUAGAGAAGAUAACUUCGUCAUCCACGUCGGAGAAUGCAACGUUCUCGUCGUGCCAAUUCUCAAAGAUGGAAAACAUAUCCUCGGGAGGCGUGAACAAGGACGCGGUUUUCAACAUCGUCGAAAAACUAUGUCAAACUGUUAGACCGGAAACGGAAAGUUGUUUUAAUAAAUCCGCGAUAACGGAGAGGAUGAGCGAGUGCGCCAUAUCUGGCGGCGGUGAUGCGUCCUUGAUCAUGGAAUCGUGUCAAAAGCUCAAUAGCGUUCGAUCACCUCCGGACAAUAAGAUACAAAAGUCGAUCUCGGAGCAACACGAGGUAUAAAAGAAGACAAUACUUUCUUUCAAAAAAAAAAAAAAAAAACGUUUAAGAAACUAUUAACGCAAUUUCUAAUCGAUAUUAGCAUUUAAGAUAAUUAUAACAGUGUGUAAUUAUAAGCGAGAGUUACGAUAUCGAUUAUACGUAAUAAUUAUAUUAACAAGAUUGAAAUUUCAAUUGUAAAUGUUACAUUUUAUCGAAAUUUUUAUGUUGCGACAUAAAGGAAGUUGAAACAAAA